AUGGAUAAUAAGAUCGAGAAACCCACAGACUUGCAGUUGGACAAUGAUUUUCCUUUGGCCGAUGAUGGUAAGUGGCUUUGAAUAUUGUUUUAUCUUUUGUUUAGAUUCCGUCCCCAAUGAAGUGGAUAAUGUCGCCAAAACUCCCAGGCAAGCUCAACCUUUGCCACGAGAAGAAGUAGAGGACACCGAGGAAAAGGCGAGAUUAAUUUCACAGAUUUUGGAGCUACAAAACACAUUGGAAGGUAGGCGUUUUUUACGUCUUCUUCUAGGUAUUAGAGUUGUCCUGGAAAUUUACGAAAAUUUCGAUUCUUUCAGAUCUCAGCCGUCGAGUGGAUUCGGUGAAAGAUGAGAGCCUCAAGCUGGGAGCUGAGAAUCAAGUGUUGGGCCAGUACAUUCAAAAUCUCAUGUCCACAAGUCCAAUUUUCCAGCCCGCCAACUCCAAAAUGAGUACAUCCAUGACAAAGUAAUGGUUAUUUUACUUUGUCAUAGUUUUCACUGCUAAACUUGUAAUCCUAUUGCUUUUUCACUUCCCAACUAAUGUUUGUGUGAGAUUACGAAGCCUUUGAAAUACCUUUCACCGCCUUGACACCACUUUUUACCUAGCCUUUAACCGUGUGCUUUUCCCUAUAAUUGUUAAUCGAUCUCACACAUCCGAAGUCACACUUCUGUCCUAGAUUGCUGUUCUACAGUCUUUUGUACAUGUUUUUGUUCAUCCCUUUGCAUAAAUAAUACGGUAAUAACACAUCGGUUAUCUGCGAUAUUGUUUUAGUUGAUUUGAUGUAAAAUUUGCCAAAUUUUUGUUGAUUUUAUAAUUCAUACUAGUUUUUAGCGAGUGGAAAAUACGAUAAGGCUCUGUUGACAUAUUUUGAGAGCGUUUUGAAGCUUUCAAGAUCCUUUUGGAUACAUGUUUCACCUUAUUUUAGCCUAAAACAAGGUCAAAUCUGAAAAAAUGCACGAUUUAAUCUCAAAGCUCACAAAUUUCUCAAAACUUGAUGUUGUAUCGUAAUUGUGGUGUGUUUUUCAGCUCAGCACUUGAGGAUUCGGAUAUUCAUGAUCAAUUUUAUUGGUGA
Messenger RNA from Bursaphelenchus xylophilus (pine wood nematode), 1070 nucleotides. NCBI's taxonomy places the organism in Eukaryota, Metazoa, Nematoda, Chromadorea, Rhabditida, Aphelenchoididae. The record is from the annotation of a GenBank genome assembly.